Molecule: messenger RNA, 179 nt
Organism: Durusdinium trenchii
Lineage: Eukaryota; Dinophyceae; Suessiales; Symbiodiniaceae
Source: the annotation of a GenBank genome assembly
GCGGGCGAGACCUACGAGGCGGCGAGCGGCAGCGUGGUCUUCGAGCCGGGCGAUGGGAUCGAAUCGAUCUCGGCGGCUCGGCGAAGUGGCGCAGAUCAAAGCGGGGUGAAGCUCCUGGCCAAAGACACCUGGAGUUCCAUUUUAGACUUCCAAGUGGAGCUUUUGGAUGACUCUCUGGU